UGUUCUACUUUAACUAUACGGCUGUACAGUCUAGAAGGCUUUUUCAAUGAUGUGUUAAGGAAAGCGGUUGUUGGUAAAAGUUCAACAAAACGUCACGAUCUCGUGUUUUUAAUCGGAUGAUUUAUCGGCUGUGGUGACUUGAUAUGAGCAUUUACGAAUUUAGGUGAAAGGGUUAUCGAUUGUAAAUGGUAUAUAAGCUCAUAGUUACCAACUGCAGAGGACGUAUUCAUGAAACAUUGAUGCACUUUAAACAUUUCCAUGAAUUAAUUAAAAACGAUUUUCUUAUAUACUUAGCAUGCAAGAUUGUAUAAGUACGUAUAAUAAAUUCAUACGAUGCGGAUACUAACGACUCUCAUAGCAUUGAUUGGAAUACUUGCUGGAUAUGUUGCGGUUUCCACCUCGAAGUAUGACGUCAUCGGCCAACAUAUAAACAAGCAUGUACACCGCCGCGUCCGGAGAUUCGACUACAAUAUGUUCGGUUGCGGGGGUGAGUGUCGACCUUUCAUGGAGUGCUUCAGCGACGCCAUGUGCCGCAUGAUGAAGCAUGAUGUCCAAUACGAGUGCCAGAAACAUUGUUGCGCGGUGCUUUGUGUCUUGCGAACACGCACAGACGAAAGUGACACAGGCACAAUCGUAAACAGUGGUGUUCAUGUGUCGCAAACUGGUUCAGAGACUGGUUUGAGUUCUAGAUAUCCGUCUCCAUCCUUAAACAAUCGGAUAAAUAUAUCGACCUCGUUGAAUACUACUUCGUCUCAGUCUAGCGGAUAUGUUGGUACCAACACUAGCGUCAACACAUCAACAUGGCAUACGCAUGGUUUAUCAAUGCCUCAUAAUACUAGCAAAUCAACAAGCAACGAUACCGUAACGCGAACGAAUGAGACAAUGUGGCACACGUGGUUCCGAUCUCUCAUGGAAACGUACGUUCAUGAGUCAAAUUUCGGCAGCAUUUUUGACGAUGUCUUCAAUGAUGUUCCAAAUGUUGUUGAUGGCGAUGAGAAUUCGCAAACAACGCAUCAAACAAUUGGAGGUAUAGAUGCCCAAAAUGGGACCGAUAAAGACAGCAAUGACAAACCAAAGAAUCCUAAGCGGGGCCAUGAGAAUAAUAAAGGCGGAAACAACAAAGCGAGAGCUAGGAAUGGGGGCCAUUAAGCAAGGGGCAUAAUAUGCCAGUCAGGAGCCUGGCAAGCUAAAUGUUGCCUAAUCAGUUUGUGUAUGGUUCUUAGUACAGACGUGAAAUUAGCUUGUGCAACCGUUCUCACUACAGCAUGGUAGUCAUAAAAUAUUAUUUGUUGUAUGUAAAUAAAUAUAUUGUUCAAUCAUUA
Dreissena polymorpha is the source of this 1322-nucleotide messenger RNA. RefSeq lists its product as uncharacterized. The record is from RefSeq and is a predicted model, not a curated record. The transcript is spliced from 2 exons. The coding region runs from base 334 to 1149 and encodes 271 amino acids. NCBI's taxonomy places the organism in Eukaryota, Metazoa, Mollusca, Bivalvia, Myida, Dreissenidae.